AAAAAAGAAAUUUGUUUAAAUUUGUGUAGAUUCUCAUUUGUGCCAAAUGGAUGAUAUGUUGGAUAUAAUGGAGCCGCUGUCGCGGAUGCAGCUGAAACUGGAGGAAAUCCGGAAGGCUCACUUUAAAGAGCUGGAAGAACUAUUCUACGGCGUCAAGACCAAAGAUGCCAAGGCUGCGGACAAUGCCCCGGCGCAGAGCGAAACCUCCGCGGUGACACCACAGCAGACCCAGAAGCGUCCCAAAUGGCUGACCGCUCUGACUGAGAACACAGAUGAUUCCCAACGUGAGUUGUGCUGUGGGCUAAAAGAGACCAAGACUCACCUUGCACUCUCCCCAGAUGCCCCUGAUGUCACAUCAGAGUCCUCGGGCCGCCAAAGUGCGCGGUUGAGCAACUCCCAGCUUUUGGCCAUUGCCGAGGUGGAGAACCUGAACAGCAUAGCCUCGUUAAUGCCGCCGCUACCGGCACCGACUCUAGCCGACACCACCAUGAGCUCGGGCCGGCCGCAGCGGGCUGCCAAAUUGAAAACGGGAAAGCUGCUCAAGGAGCCCUCUCUCAUCCGAAAGAUGCGUCGCCCCAGCGAAGAGGAUUCGAUCCGGGUGAAGGUGGAGAGCGAACAGCGCGUCUCGCAGGUCAACGGCAGGACGCACAACAUAGCACCGGAUCCCAAACCGUCAGUUGUGGAGGAGACACAGCCACAGGAGCCACCACCAACACUACCAAUAGAGCCCAUCAAGAAGCCAGCCGAAGUCUUCGCCUCCAAGAAUGUGUGCGUCAAAGUCAAGCGGGAGAAGUUUACCGGCGAGAUGCCGCCGCCCCUACCGGCCACAGAUACCACAUCCACAAUUUUGGAGACGGAUGCUACCAGGUGGGAUGAGACUGCAUUCAGCAAUACUACAACGGCAUCCGAGAUGUCCAAGAAGGGGCGAAAGAAGAAGAAGGAUGGCGCCUGCCAUCGGCCCAUCAAGGUGGAGCGAUUUAGUGAAAUUGAUAAAAACUCGCCCGUCUCCUCGCGGACACGCAAAAACAGCACCGAGUCGCGCAACCAGGAGCGUCCCACCGAUGAAAGCCCCAACAUUGCACCGGCCGACGCCACCUUCGAAGUUAUUACUAGCAAGAAGGGGCCACCAAAGCCAGUGUCAGAGCCAAGGCGGGACAGUCUCCUGACAGAGGAUGAGUCGCUGGACGACAGGGUACCAGUGGCGAAAUUUCUCUCGAAUGUGAAGACCAUGAAGCUGCCCGGCCGCACCCAUGAGCUGUUUAAUCCGCUCUUGCAGAGUCCAGUGAAGAUGCGCGUGGAGGCCUUCGAAAAUGCGGCCAUUGCCCAGAGCAACUUACGCUCCCAGCGAGCCAAGGAUACGGGCACGAACACGAGCAACACGCCCAAGAUUGGCAAGUUGCAGCCACCAACUGUGGGGCGCUUUUAUACGCCCACUCAGACCUCAAGUCAAUUGCCCGUGAGCUCGGCCCAGCCCAAGAAGGGCCCCAUGAGUGCCUCGAAGGCAACGACGCUGCUGAAGACUGCCACCGGGACCAACCUGAAGUCCACCAGUUCUGCAUCCACCAAGAGCCUGUUACGCGAGAACAGCGGCGAAGACUUCCGCAAGGGUCUGCACAGCCUGGCCGAGGAGCGCAAGAAGCUGCGUGAGCAGAAGCAUCAGCAAGCCGCCCAGCAGCGAGAGGCAAAGGAGCGGGAGCGAGCCGAACGCAUUGCCAAGCAGACCGCGGAACGCGCCAAGAAACAGGAGGAACGAAAGAAGCUGGAGGAGCGCAAGCGGCUGGAGGUUGAGGAGCUGAAUCGUAAGAUGCGCCAGAAGGAGGAGGCCGAGGCCCUCAGGAAAGCCAAGAUCCGGGAGCUGGAGAAUCAAAAGCUGGCACAGUUGACCGGGGCCAAGAAGAAGAUUCUGCCACCGCCGCCGAAGACAAAAUACACAUGGGACAUGCUGCACGCCACCGAUGACGAGGGCAAGGUCACCCACAAGCGUCCGCCAGCACCCACCUGGAGUCGCAGCCAUGUACGCGGCGUAGCGAUUGCCAUGCAGAGCCACUGUCCCACCGAUGUCAUCGACAGCUUCUUCUCGGUGGCCCCCACCACUCCGGACCUGAAACUGAUUUUCCCCAACAUCGAUCCCAGCCAGCUGAAGCGCAACUCCAGCGUGCUCUGGUCCACGCCCCCACGCUAUUCGGAGCUCCCAAAAUACUAGUUAUACACAAACACGUAUGUAUAUAAAAUAAUCCCCUGUUUUUCUUUCUGUUUCGUUCUAUGGAAAUAUAAAUGAAGUUUAAAUUAAAUAAAUGUAUUUGCGAAAAGUAAUGCAAGAUACCGCA
Drosophila miranda is the source of this 2327-nucleotide messenger RNA. Its product is annotated as histone-lysine N-methyltransferase, H3 lysine-79 specific. Gene Ontology annotation, biological process: meiotic spindle midzone assembly; positive regulation of protein serine/threonine kinase activity; metaphase chromosome alignment. Gene Ontology annotation, molecular function: protein serine/threonine kinase activator activity. Gene Ontology annotation, cellular component: midbody; kinetochore; meiotic spindle midzone. NCBI's taxonomy places the organism in Eukaryota, Metazoa, Arthropoda, Insecta, Diptera, Drosophilidae. The record is from RefSeq and is a predicted model, not a curated record.